Molecule: messenger RNA, 4271 nt
Organism: Sorex fumeus (smoky shrew)
Lineage: Eukaryota; Metazoa; Chordata; Mammalia; Eulipotyphla; Soricidae
Gene: CRACDL
Product: CRACD like
Exons: 10
Coding region: 160-3612 (1150 amino acids)
Source: RefSeq, a predicted model, not a curated record
CGGCGGGGCCGAGCCGCGCUGCGCCGUGUCCGCCCCCGCCGAGCACAGCCGCGCCGGCGCGCCCCGAGCUCCGCUGCCAGCGCCGGGGAGCAGGGCCGGGCGGGCGGCCGGGAGGUGGCGGCCAGCCCUGCGGACACCUGCUGCGCCAGUGAGCUGACUAUGAUUUCCACGAGGGUGAUGGAUGUCAAGCUUCGGGAAGCUGCAGAGGGACUUGGGGAGGACAGCACAGGAAAGAAAAAGUCCAAAUUUAAAACAUUUAAGAAGUUAUUUGGGAAGAAGAAGAGAAAAGAAUCACCAUCGUCCACGGGAGGUGGUGCCUGGAAACAGAGUCCUGUGAAGAGCGAGGUCAUCGCCACCGAGACAGGGCCGGUGGGCUAUGACUCCGAGGACGAGCUUGAGGACUCCAGGGGUGCCCUGGGCAGCCGGGCCCUCUCCCACGACAGCAUUUUCAUUCCUGAGUCGGGACAGGAUCCUGCGCGGCCUGUGAGGGUGUUUUCCCAAGAAAAUGUGUGCGACCGGAUUAAAGCUCUGCAGUUAAAAAUACAGUGUAACGUGAAAAUGGGGCCACCGCCUCCAGGGGGCCUUCCAGUCAAGCGAGGAGACGACACGGGCAUGAGCUCCGAGGACGACGGGCUGCCCAGGAGCCCCCCAGAGAUAUCUCUGCUGCAGGAAGUGGGUCCCAGCACGACCAUAAAGGUCUCCUUGGCCCCCUCGCCCCGGCCUCCGCCCCGGCUGCUGACCCCAGACCAUCUCUUCUGCAGGCAGAUGAGCGAGGCCAGUGUCCUGCCCAGGACCUCUCGCAGCAGUCUGGCCCCUGUGGCAGACUUUGAUCACCCUCCAGAGUUCUCAUCCUGCUUGGACAGCUCCGCAGCCAGGCACAAGCUGCUCGUGAAGCCACGCAACCAGCGCUCCAGCCGGAUGAGGCGGCUGUCUUCGCGGGCACAGUCCGAGUCCCUGAGCUACCUGCUGGACCCUGACGAGGAGGACUACGAGGAGAAGUCCGUGCUCCGAGCCAGCUCCCACGCCCAGGAAAGAUGGUCGGGGCCUGGAGCGCUGGGCGCCUUGCUACAGGCUGAGGGGCCCCGCGCCCGGCGGGCCCGCCUGCAGCACAGUCCUGCACUGCGGGUCAGCGUCGACGAUGAGGAAGGCGCCCCCGGGGAUCAGCCUCCCUACAGCCCCACCACCCCAGAGCCCCCUGUUCCCCGUUCAGACCCCACAGCUCUGCAGGAAGGGAGCCAGCACCUUCCUCCUGAACCUGACACCCAGAGCCAGCCUCGGGCCCUCGGGAGCACCUUCCCCGCCGCAGGGGACACCGGGGAUGCUGGGAGUCAGUCACCUCCCUGCGCCCUGGAAGGAGUCGGGAUGCCCACUGGGCCUGAGGGGCUGGAGCCCAGGGUCCUGCUGGAGAGGGCCUGGAAGGCAGCUCCAGAGGCCCCCAGCCCACGCCCCACCAGGAGCUGCCUGAAGCACAGGGCUGCAGCCCCGUGUCCCCGUGCCUCCCCCAUGCCCCCUGUGCCUCCAGAGGAGCCCAACCUGAAUAGUGAGGCCAGCCCCCCGGGGGGCCCUGAGAGUGAGCAGGCAGAGACCACCCUGGGGACCCCCAAGACUGAGCCGUUGGAGACCCCCCAGGGGGGCCUCAAAAUUGAGCUGAUAGAGUUGGCCCAGGAGACCCCAAAGAUUGAGCAAGUGGAGACACCCCCUGGGACUCCCAAGACUGAGCAAGUAGAGACCCCCCUAGGGACCUCAAAGAUUGAGCCAGUGGAGACCCCCGAGAUGACUCCUAAAACUGAGCAGAUGGAGACGCCUCAGGGGACCCCCAGGACUGAGCAGGUAGAGUCAGUCCAGGAGACUCCAAACACUGAGCAAGUAGAGAUGUCCCCAGGGACCCCCAAGACUGAGCAUGUGGAGACCACCCAGGGGACUCCCAAGAUUGAGCAGGUGGGAAUCCCCCAGGGGACCCCCAGGACUGAGCCAGUGGAGACCCCCCAGGAGAUGCCCAAGACUGAGCAUGUGGUGACACCCUGGAGGACCCUCGAGACUGAGCUGGUGGAGACCCCCCAGGAGACACCCAAGACUGAGCAGGUGGAAACUCCCCAGGAGACACUCAAGACUGAGAAUGUGGCGACCCCCUGGGAGACCCCCAAGACUGAGCAGGUGGAGACCCCCCAGGGAACCCCCAAUACUGAGAAGAUGGAGACCCUCCAGGAGACCCCCAAGAUUGAGCAGGUGGAGACCUCCCAGGGGACCCCCAAGACUGAGCAGGUAGAGACCCCCCAGGGGACCCCCAAGAUUGAGCAGAUGGAGACCCUCCAGGAGACCCUCAAGACUGAGCAGGUGGGGACCCCUCGGGAGAUCCCAAAUACUGAGCAGGUGGAGAUCCCCCGGGAGACCCCCAAGACUGAGCAGGUGGGGACCCAUCGGGAGAUCCCAAAUACUGAGCAGGUGGAGACCCCCCGGGAGACCCCCAAGACUGAGCAGGUGGAGACCUCCUGGGUGACCCCCAAGACUGAGCAGGCAGAGACCCCCAAGACUGAACAAGUGGGGACCCCCAAAACUGAGAAGGCAGGGACCCCACAGGGAACCCCCAAGACUGAGCAGGCAGAGACCCCCGAGGGAACCCCCAAGACUGAGCAGGUGGGGACCUCCAAGACUGAGCAAGUGAGGACCCCCAAGACUGAGCAGGCAGGGACUCCCCGUGGGACCCCCAAGACUGAGCAGGCAGGGACCCCCCGUGGGACCCCCAAGACUGAGCAGGCGGGGACUCGGCCAGAGGUGGACGCGGUGCGCCUGCAGGCGCGGGGUUCCUCGGGGUCGGGGAGGCCGGGUGGGAGGGAGACCCCUGAGGUCGAGCCCCGCGCCCCCUUCCCCAUCAAGCUGCGCUCGGCGUCCGUAUCCCUGCGGCCCCGCGAUGCGCCCCGGCGGCCUAGCAAUGAGGUGAGGCCGGAGCGCUCGGGGCCUGCGCUGCCUCCAAGGGACAGCAGGUGCGCCCGGGCCUGUGGCCAGAGACAGGCGGGCAAGGGCCGCCCCCCGGAGCCCCCCGCCGCCAAGCCGCCGCUGCCCCGUAAGCCGCUGCUGCAGACCCUCACCCUGGCGGCCCAGCCCGCGCCCCCCGACCCAGGCCCCAGGAGGGAGCCCCCGCGCCGCGGAUCCGAGAAGGCUCCGCCUUGUGCAUUGUCAGGACCAGUCUCGGACAGCCAGCCCACCCCUCCCUGGAUCACCAUCACUCGACACAAGCGACGAGGGGCCCCGGACCUGCCAGCUGAGCUGGAAGACAGGCCUGGGCCUAGGAGCCUGAAGUGUGAAGCAGGAAAGCAAGUCAAGGAACCCGUGAAGCAAGCUGACUUUGUCCGCAGCAAGUCCUUCCUGAUCACCCCUGCUAAGCCCACGGGGGACCAGGACCGAGGCCAGGGGACAAAGAUCCGCCUCCAGGAGGGGCUGCAAAGAGGAAUCUCAUUGUCGCAUCAGAACUUGGCUCAGGCUGCCGUGAUGUCAGAGAAAGAAUUGCAUCAGCUGAAGAGAGCCAGUUACACCAGCACAGAUCAGCCUUCCUGGAUGGAACUUGCCAGAAAGAAAUCUCAGGCUUGGAGUGACAUGCCCCAAAUUAUAAAAUAGUUUUGACAGCUGUGCUGAUAAAGGACAUUCACUGCAUUGAUGGUCACUUAUUAAAAAACUGCCUGUAAAUCAAGGCAAACAAUGAAGAAACUUAACAUCGGUUUUAUCAUCAAGGUAUAGGAGAGCCAGCUGGAGGAAGCAGACAGAACCAGGAAAACAAGGACAGACACACAGCCUCCAUACUGGACAAGGGUGCCCCCCCCUCCCCAAACAAGACCAUCAUUGAAAAGAGCCAGGAACAAAAUCCCCAUCAGUGUCUUUUAGAAUUUUGACCAAGGAGCCUCGGAAGCAGGUGGAAGGUGCCUCCUACAGGUGGUAGCUGUGAAAGCACAAGAGAAGUUGUUCCCAGUGACUGCGUCCGAGCUUCCUCUGCAGAGCAACUUGUCUUGGUCAUUGUCUCACCCAUGGAGCCUGUCAUCUGCUUUCACGUCUACUGCGAGGCGCAACAUUCAGGGUUCAGCAGGCACGUGUGUCAAGAGCAGUGAAGAAGCAACCAUCUUCUCCUGAACAUGCCACUCCAGGGAGGCAUGGAAGGCCACAGCAGCGUUUAUCAAUUCAGAGACUGUGUCUCCAAAUAAUUUUUAAAAUUUUCCACUAGGCAUAUGUGUCUCUACCUAUUGCACAAUGCACUGCCUGUUCAAUAAAGGGUUUCAAACAUG